AUGAGUGCAACAACAUCCGAAAAUCCUGAUCUUUUUACAUCUGUAUACAAACAUUUUCGUCGUCUUUCUGAUACUGAAUGUUAUACUGAAGCAUAUUCAAUAGUGAAUCAUCCAACAGUUUUUCAACAGUGUCCGAUAACAAUUUCAAUAGAUUUAGAUCCAUCUUUAGGAUUACAACCGAUUUCAAAUUGGUCUCUUUAUUCAUGUAAAUUUUGUGAUGGUCUUUAUUUUCUUUCUAAUCCAUUUACAUCUACUGGACAACGUCAAUGGAUUGAUCGAUGUAUAAAUAUUUAUGCUAGACAAACUAAAACUAGUGUUGGUGAUAAUAGUAAUAAUGAAAAUUUAUCUCGUAUACGUUGGGCUACACUUGGUUAUCAUUAUGAUUGGACAAAUAAAAUAUAUAAACAAGAUGAUCAUACAAAAAUGCCUGAUGAACUUGCACAAUUAUGUAAAAUAAUUAUGCAAGUUAUAUCUUCUAGUACAGGUUGUUCAAUGAUGAAUGCUGAAGCAGCUAUUGUUAAUUAUUAUCAUAUGAAUUCAACAUUAUGUGCACAUACAGAUCAUUCAGAAUAUGAUGCAUUAACUAAACCUCUUAUAUCAUUAUCAUUUGGUAAUGCAGCUGUAUUUCUUAUUGGUGGUCAAACAAAAACAGAAUGUAAACCAUCACCAAUACUACUACGUUCGGGUGAUAUUAUACUUAUGACAGGAUCAAGUCGUCUUUGUUUUCAUGCAGUUCCUCGUAUACUUUCUGAUCCAUUAUUAAAUGAUAUUUUAUAUAAAAAUAUUGAUGAUAAUGAUGAAGUUUGUUGGAGCUAUAUUCAUGAUAAGCGUAUCAAUGUUAAUGUACGACAAGUCUAUUCUUAA
Messenger RNA from Adineta steineri, 864 nucleotides. Lineage: Eukaryota; Metazoa; Rotifera; Eurotatoria; Adinetida; Adinetidae. The record is from the annotation of a GenBank genome assembly.